AACAUUACAUUAACAUUUCCAACAAAUAAAUAAAUAAAACGUAAACUUAUAUACACGGUAAUUGAGCAACUGCGAGAAGAGGAUCUUCAUUUAUAGAUAACCCGUUACACAAUUUCUGAACACUUGGUGAUCUUUCAGUCAUGGCCUUUGUGGCACGUCGCAAUAUUGAGGGCAAGUUGGUGGAUUGCCAGGUGAUUUCGGGGGGACUUCGCAACGGCUCGAUGUCAGUGUCCGAUGUGAGUGAUGAUGAUACUGAUUCGGGCACAGUGCAUGGCUACAGUAAUCGCUCCUAUGUAUCGCCCACUGUGCGCUAUGUGGCCGCCAAGGAGGAAGAUGACGAUCUGGCCAGCUGCUACACAUAUGACGGCACUCGUGGACGCGGAGGCGGACGGGAUCCCGAUCCCGAAGUUGACUCGGUGGGAAACUAUAGUGAUCAGUAUGAAAGCGGUGAGGAGAUUGCCAAUGCCGAGGAUCAGGGAGCAGGUGGCGACUAUCCUUCCGAUGAUGAGAGCGGCAAGUCUAGCAUAUCCGAACGAGAUAUAGAUGAGAAGACAGUUAUCACGCCACGUCGCUAUAUUUCUGGUGGAGGAGAUGCUGAUCGGGUGCUGCAUGAGUAUUCGAACGUGGAUGCCAUAAGUCUGAGCUCCAUUGACGAAGUCACAGUGUGUAGUCCGAGUGAUAAUCUCAAAACGCAUCCAGAUGAUAAUAUGAGCCUUGCGUCGUAUGAUGUGGCCACCGUUUGUCAUUCGGGCGAGCAGGCAAAGAUGCAACAAGAUGAUGGUCUCAGCAUGUGCUCCUAUGAUGUGGCCACAGUUUGUCACCCGAAUGAGCAAUCAGAUGAUAUAAUUAGUCUUGGCUCCAUUCAGCCAGGAGAUCCGGGCAUCGCUCUGGACAGCAUGAGCACCAACACAUUCGAUUGCCAGAGUCAAGUGACCAGUCGCACCUAUAACUUGAAGUCAACGACAGUGCGUAGGGAUGAUUGCUCCUCGGCUUCCACCUGUAGCUGGACUGAUAUGUACGGUGGGGCACUUAAGCAGUCCGAGAGUCGCAGCAAUAUUGUGCCUUCUCUCAGCCUUAAUUUGUCGACAACCUCUUCGUCUGGGUCCUCCACAUACUUCCGUAACAUCGACGACAAGAAGGAACGCCAUGGCGGUCAGACGGCCUAUCAGGAGUGGGUGAAGCGCAAGGAGCGCCAGAAGCUGCAGAAGCAACAGGCCGCCAAGGAGGAGCGCGAAAAAAAGGAUGCCGAAACAGCAAUGCGCCAGCGUUUGGCCAAGGAGCGCUACCAGGAAUGGUGCAGGCAAAAGGAGCUGCAGCAGAAAAAGCCAUCGACCAGUAGCAUUAAGAGCGGCGGCAGCGCCGGCAGCGCCGGCAGCUCCGCCAGCUACAGCAGCCAGUGCAGCUCGUUAACCUCGAGUGGCAACAGUCCCAAUCGACCCCAGUCCAGGCUGCAACGCAAGGAAACCCCGGAGGCAGCUAAGAAGCGCCUGGAGGAAUGGGAUCGCAUUAAGAAACAGCAGCAGCAGCGUGAACGUGAACGACUCCGUCAGCAGGAGCUGAGCAAGGAGCGGUUGGAGCAGCAGCGCAAACAGAAGUCCGAGGGUGCCUGGCAGAACUGGAUGAAGACGGUGGGAAAGCGAGCCAAGCCGGUGCCACUGAACCAGGGAUUCGACACCUUGCGUGGCACCAUAUCAAACAUCUAUGUUAAUCCAAAUCAAUGGGUCUCCAACAUCGAUCCCCAUGACUCUCGCGGCAAUUGAGCGCCGGAAAGCUCUGUUAAAGUUCCAGUCGUUUUCAUUGGCAUUUCAAGAAAUUCCAAAAAAAAGUUUUGAAAACCUAUCUUCUACGAAAUGGGUCCAAUUAUGACCGGCGGUGAUAAUGGUGUACCCAACCAAAAAAACAACAAAACCCCAUAUAUAAGUAUAUAUUUAUUUGUUUACUGACAUAUUGGUUGGCUCACUACAAUUUGAGCACCGAUGUUUCAAUAAACCAAUAGUUGCAUAGACAAAAAAAAGGGUGAAAAGGUUCAAAGUUCAUAAAUUGUGGGUAAUCUUACGAGCUAUUGAACUACAAUUUGAAGUUCAUUUUUGAAGCUUUUUAAGUUCAAUUAAUCAAGUUUAUGCGAAAAGCUUUCAAGCUAAUCCUAACACAUAGCUGCACAAAGAUGGUAUCUCUUAAAAGGCAGGAGCUUUCAAUUUGCAUUAUUAACAAUUAUAUCCUACGAUCAAAUAAAUGACGAGUUUUUACACUU
Molecule: messenger RNA, 2251 nt
Organism: Drosophila innubila
Lineage: Eukaryota; Metazoa; Arthropoda; Insecta; Diptera; Drosophilidae
Exons: 2
Coding region: 141-1760 (539 amino acids)
Source: RefSeq, a predicted model, not a curated record